UUUAUGAAGGUACCCCUCUCAAGGUGACCCUCCCGAGUCCACAAGAGAGCUACCUGUGGGGCCCAGUGCCGUGACACGUGUACGAGGGUCUGCAUCGCUUCUAACGUAGUCGCGGUUAGAGUUACAUGGCAGCUGGAGCCUACAGCAAAGGAGUUUUGUGUUACAGAAUCGUACAAGAUGUAGUGACUAGAUACAAAUGUAGUGACUACCUCGUAUGUAGACAGCCCUAUAUAAACAAACCUCCUCCCCCGCGUCUUGCUCGAGAAUUUAAAAACUAAACACCAAGCCCACACCGACUUACAUCUUCAAGACAACUUCCUCAACACUUCAUCAAAAUGUCUAACUUCUACGUCUCCUCCGAAGACAUCCGCGUGGAUGAUGGUCACAUCCUCAAGGCCCGCCUCCGAACCGAGGACGGUGGUGAGUCCCACAGCGAGGUCGACCUAAACCAGUUCAUAGGCAACGACAACGGCCGCUUCGAAUGGGGUGGUGUCAACUUCGCGGAAACCGCCCGAAACAUAUCCUUCGCGAUCGAGGGAGGAGACAGCGUGCCGGUCCUACGAGCCGAGCUACAGAACCUCGACGGCGACUGGGUUGGCGCCGACGUCAACCUCGGAGAGCGAAUCAGCAACGACAACGGCCAGUUCCGAUUCGCCUAGAGAGCCGCGAUGGCCUCUAUUACCACCCAACAAUGCUAUGAAGAGUUGCUGGGCGCGGUCCUACCUCGUCUUUGGGUUUGAAAUUACACGCGAGUGAUGGAAAAAUAAGUAGAAAUAUACCCAAUUGACCCAAGAUAGAAGAUAGGCUUGAUAUCUAGGUACUGAACUAUUUCCGAAUUCUACAUGAUUAACCUCGUGAAGGUCUGGAUUGUUAUGAUAAUGUGCUACGCCCCUAACUCCUUAAAUUUAAUCAUAUCUACCAG
This is a messenger RNA of Daldinia decipiens, 922 nucleotides long. Its product is annotated as Cyanovirin-N. The record is from RefSeq and is a predicted model, not a curated record. The transcript is spliced from 3 exons. Lineage: Eukaryota; Fungi; Ascomycota; Sordariomycetes; Xylariales; Hypoxylaceae. The coding region runs from base 336 to 659 and encodes 107 amino acids.